AAAAAAGCGUUAGAAGUUCAUACAUUAUUGCCAUUUAAUAAUAGAUUAAGAACAGACUCAUUAUAGGGGAAUGAUAGAUACAAAAAGUCCAGAAUCAAAGUGGGAAUCUAUGAGACAAGGCAUAUUAGAUAAAGUUAUAUUGGAUAAAGAAAACCAAUCACCAAAUAAAAAUACAGGAUUAGUAUUAAAUGAAGGACCGUAUUUAAAGCGUUCAAAGUCUUUUGGUGGGGAAAGCGAUGAAAAGUUUGUAAAGCCUUUGAUGGCUAAACAGGAGUCAAGAUCAACAACAUUGGGGAUGCCUAAUAAGGGGAUAUUAAAGACGUCUCUAUGUUCCUUAGAUUAUACACAUGAUUCAUCUUGUAAAAAUGAUUUGGAUAAUCAUACUGUUAUAGGCAUAAUGCAAGUUGCUUUAAAAGAUAAUGAAAAAGAUUCCGAGCGUAGCGAGACAAAGAAAUCUCAAAGACGGAAGAGUCUUAAUCGUCGUGUUAGUUUUGCGAAUUAUGCGUCUGUAAGAUUAUAUGAAAAAGAUCAGGAAUUUCAAUCACCUAAUCCUACUUUUCCAAGUAAGACUACACCAUCUUCUAAAGAAAAGUUUUUAUUGUCCCCAAUUAAACGAAACUUUAAAUCUAAGAAGUCAUCAGCAUUAAAUGAUUCUCCAAAAACACCCUCUCCUAUAAAAUGCAUUUCCCCUGUAAAACCUUCAAAAGCAUAUAUAAAUUCUCCUAUUCCAAUGCCUCAAGGACAAGAGUUUUCAGAUGAUAUAGAUCAUGUUGAUAUUGAAUCAUCAGAAAAUGUAUUUUUCUCUGAUAUUGGAAAUAACCAUGAAAAGGAGUUUUGCAAUUAUCAAAAUAAGGGUAUUUUUAAAGAUAUUGAUGGAGAAAUGACGAUGGAUUUGACGGAAGUGAUUUCUAAUCCAGUAUUUGAAAAAAAAAAUACUCAAAAAAUAGCAAUGGAUUUGGUAGAUGUUGCUUCUGAUUCUAUUCCCGAAGAAGGCGAUGUAGAAGUAACAAUGGAUAUAACUAAACUACUCCCGUGCUCAAUAUUUGAAAAAAGUGCUACUGAAGAACCAGUAAUUCAUUUAACCCAUGUACCUGACAGCUCAGUUGUUGAAAGAAAUAAUGAAAUAAAAAUGAAUUCAAUUAUAACUUUGGGGGAAAUUCAAAAGAAUCAGAGCAAAUUAUUUUUUAAUUUCCAGUCACUGUCUGAUAAAAAACAUAAUGAAAAAGAGCCAACCAUGGAAUUACAUGCAAUUGAUAAUGGAUCUUUAAAAAUUGACAAUCACGUAGAUUCUGAUGUAGUGGAUAUGGAUACUACUAAAGUUGUUGGAGGUAUUCUUAGGAAUUUAAAUGGGAUGGAUCAAAAAGAUGGAUUAACCAUGGAUUUUACAACUACUAUCGGGAAUAUUUUGACUGUUAACGAAGAAAUUACAAAGGAUUUAGAUUUUUCUUUCAACAAUGUUUGUUUAGAGAAGAAAUUGAAUAUACAAAGAAAGAUGCAGUCUAAUACGUUUUCUGGGUGCUUCUCUUUAGACGAUUUUCAUAAGCCUAUAGUUGUUUAUGAAGAUGAUAAUACAGUUGACAUGGAUCUAACUAAAAUUGCACCAUUAGUUUUGGAACACGAGAAUAAUUUAACUUUAAAAAAUGUGAAAGAAGAAUUUGUUUCGUUAAAACAUGAUAGCUUACCAAUGGAUAUCGAUAUAAAGAAAUCGCUUAAUACUGAAUUGAAAUCUCCUCAAAGGAUUCCCCGUAGUGGUGUUUUGGCUAUAGAUGCCCUUUUCGGUAAAAAUACAUUAAAUAAUAUUCGUAAUAUAAGCGAUACAGUUGUGCCAAUUCAGCUAGGAUCUCCAAAAGCUGCAAAGCUUUUGAAAAAUAGAAAAAGUAUAGGUUAUUUUGAGGAAAUGAAAUUAGUAGGAUUAGGUAGUCCAACUACUAAAAUUAUUGUGGGUAACAAAUUAACACGAGAAAAUGGAAUGUCCGAAUCAGAUAUUUUUACUGUAAAUGGCCUUAAUAUUUUGGAUCGUAUUGCUCAAUUAACUCCUAAAAAGAAUGUGCCAUUUCAAUUAACUCCUGAGAAGAACAUUAUCUCAUCUCAAUUAUUAUCUCUUCAUAAUAUUUCAAAAGACAAUAUUCUUGAGAAUUCUGAAUCUAAACUCAAAAGGAAUUAUGAAAAUACUUUAAAUAACACUUAUACUAUUAGUCCUACGAAAAAAACGUGUAAAAGUUCUAAUAUUAAAGAGUAUUCAGAUCGUUUAAUCGAGACACAUGAUGAAGAUAAUUUUUUGCCUUCGAUAACUUUAACUGAAUUUUUGAAGAUGACAUCAAUAUCUUUUUUGGAUGGUCUUACUACUACAAAACGAAGAGAGACUACAUUUUUUCCUUAUUUAAAUACAAAUCCUCCAACUUUAAAAGAAUUAGUUUAUACUUCAUCUCUUACGCUUCCUACUCUUGAGCUUUAUCAAUUUAGUUGUAAAGAGCUUCAAAAAUAUAUAUCAGAAGGGAAAGAGGUUGUUAAUAAAAUUGAGAAAGAUACUUCUGAAGAGAAUCCUUUACUUUUUAGAGAAUAUAUCUAUGCUUCUCAUGAUAUUCAGGUUAUUAUGGUCGGGCAAUUUAAAUUACUUAAAAAUUAUUCAAGACUUUAUGCUAAAAGUGUAUGGUAUGAUUGGAGGGAUAAAUUAUUAUUAGGUUUGAAAGAAGGGUUAGAGAAAAAUUUGGAAGGAUUAAAGAAGGAUGAAUUAAUAAUUAAUGAGUCAAAACCCAUUUUAAACACAUGCUUUCCUCUUAUAAAACAGACGUAUGAAUCUUUGAAAGAAAAAAUAAAACAUAUGAAGGCUAUUAAGGAAGAAAUUAGUCAGUGCGAUCAAAAAGAAUUAAGAAAAGUUCGCUCUAGUUUAUUUAAUAUUAAUGAGGAAUUACAAGGUGAUACGGAGGAUUUUGAAAAACUUAGAAAAUGCAUAAGUGAAAUUGAUGAUAGAUUACAUGAGUUAUCUGAAAAACAAGCAAAAUUAAAUCGAGAGAUAGAAGAAUAUAAAAAAGUUAUGAAAGUUAACCGUUGUUUUGAAAAAGGCGAGAUUGAAAAUAUUAAGAAAAUGUUACAAAUUCUUAAAUCUGUGACGGGGUGGGAAGUAAAACGUUUCUUUCAUGAUACUGUAGUUUUUAUAUAUUUAGAUACGAUUGAAACUACAUUUAAUUUUAUUAAAAAUGAUGCAUCAAUAAAAUGGAAUGGAGGCGUAAAAGACAAGGUUAAAGAAUUUUUUUUUGAUUAUUUAGAAAAAAGAUUAAAAAGUUGUACAGUUAAAGAAGCAUUGUCACUUAUAUGUCGUAUAUGGUAUACGGCAACUUUAAUAUGGUCGGAAUUUUGCUUACUUAAAAUCCGAUACCCUUUAUUGUAUAAUUUAACUAUUGAAAAUGAUCAACCAUUAUUACAAGUGACUGCAAAAGUGUUUUUGCCAUCGUCUUUUUCGAAAUUUUAUGUAACCUUUAAACUUCGACACUCAAUUCUUUAUGAAUAUCCUAAUUUAAGUAAUUAUGAUUUAAUAGAUAUUCACAUUAUUUAUGGGAAUUCUAAUACUUCUAAAAUAUUGAAGACUAUACUGGAAAAAAUCUCAGUUGGAGGCAUAAAGGCGUUAAGUUUUGUAUGUAACGAAUUUUAA
Pneumocystis murina B123 is the source of this 3649-nucleotide messenger RNA. RefSeq lists its product as hypothetical. The transcript is spliced from 12 exons. The record is from RefSeq and is a predicted model, not a curated record. Lineage: Eukaryota; Fungi; Ascomycota; Pneumocystomycetes; Pneumocystales; Pneumocystaceae. The coding region runs from base 71 to 3649 and encodes 1192 amino acids. Gene Ontology annotation, biological process: mitotic spindle assembly checkpoint signaling; mitotic sister chromatid biorientation; protein localization to kinetochore.